AUGUCAACCCCCACCCUGGAACGAGCAGCAGCAAUCAAAAAACAACAGACCGACCUCCUGUCCAGCAUCCCACUAAGAACACUACACAUAGGCCUCUGGAUCCGAUCCGACCCCCCACGUCUGAAUGAUUUUCACUGGGGCUUUUACCUACACACAAGCGCAACAAGCGGGAUGAAAUACCACGUAUCAAGUCUGACUGGAGGCUGGAUACCCGAACAUGGGCCCAACUCAGUUCUCAAGUCUAAUUUCUUCUGUGUGCUUAUUCAAAUCGCCUCCGUUGUCGAGACGAACCUUGCUCUGCUCGAUAACGUGAUGAGGACGCAUGACAAGGAUAUGAAUGGUAUACUGGGUGUUACAUGCCGUGUGUGGUUGGUGAUGAUCUUGGAGAAACUUGUUCAGGGUGGGAUGGUUCGAUGUGAGAAUUUGCAGGCGUUGGAGGAGGAGUGCAUGGCGUUUGGCAAUGAGUAUAGUGCGAGUGCUGCUGUUAAUGAGCAGCCGCGGCCUGUUGUUAAAUCUAGACUUUGUCUUUAA
This is a messenger RNA of Penicillium antarcticum, 531 nucleotides long. RefSeq lists its product as uncharacterized. The transcript has a single exon. The coding region runs from base 1 to 531 and encodes 176 amino acids. The record is from RefSeq and is a predicted model, not a curated record. Lineage: Eukaryota; Fungi; Ascomycota; Eurotiomycetes; Eurotiales; Aspergillaceae.